AAGUAAGAUUAAAAAUCUAAACCGAAUUUAAUGGGUUAUAAUCGUACUUACAUAAUCCAUUUAAUUUCCCAACCCAAAAGAAGAAGGAAAAAGGAAGAAAGGAAAACAGAGUUUCAAGCUUAUGCGAAGUAAGUAGACAUCGUCCGAUUAGAAGAUCGAUUCAAUAGAGAAACACUGUGACACUUCUAAAAGAAAACUGGACGGCCGGGAUCUAGGCUUUGGAUCGAUCCAAUUUUUCUUCGAUUUUAUUUUAUUUUAUUUUUUGUUUUUCCUCUUCAGCAAUCAUCAUGAACUGCGAAGUCUGUCAACUCAAAGAACUGGAAGUGGAGCACUUCGAAAUACGGGAGGUUUUGCGCUGCAUUUUACAUACAAUAGUGUUUCAUAGAGCAUUAGGGCUCGUUCGGCCCAAAGAUGUUGAUUUGGAGCUUUUUGAAAUUACUUAUGUGCAAUGUGGGGAUGUGGAAGUUGAGAAGAAAAUAGAUGAGAAGAUUGAUCAUUUCAUAAGCUGGGUAGAGAAACAUCCCAAUAAGAAAAGUCAGAUAUGCUUAUCAUUUUAUGAGGUCAAAAGCAAACAGCCAUCUUGGUUCACUAACAAAACCGAGCGCCUAUAUUGGGAACAAUGGUAUCUCAAUUUGAAUGUGACUCAACACCCAAAAUCACAUUUGGGCAAAUCUCAUCAUUCCAAAGUGGUCAUUGAUCCAGGAGAUAGUGGUGCUUCUGAGGAGAGAAGUUCUCGCAGAGCAGCAGUUGAAGCAUCUCUUCGAGAGGUUCUCUUUCAAAUAAUAAAGUUUGUCAAUGAGAAGAAGGAUCAUGUUCCACCCAUAUCUGAGGGUGUCAUCUACUUUCCAUAUGAAAUUACCAUACCAAGGAAAUUUCAAUGAGGAACAAUGUUUAGAAUGGUGAGUUAAUAUUGUGCUGCAAUUACUCAGUUCAUCAGAUUCUGCUUUCGGAAUGGACAUGAUCAAGAGGAUGCUCCAGACUGGGCAUCCAACCAUGCUCAGCUGAUUAUCAGACUUUGCAAGCUAAUUCAGUUCGUAAAUCUCUUUUGGAGUAAAACAGUUCCUCUGCUCGCGAUAUUCAUAAAUGCAAAAAAAAAUUAAACUUGUAGCUAAGUGCAGAACAGACCAAAGCCGAUGAGACAGGCAGGGGUGAAUAUCUGAAGAUAUAAUAGCUAGGUGCAUAAUCGAAUCCACUAGCUUGUAAAUAUUAUCUCAUUCAUAUCCUUUUCCUUCCCUUUUUGGAGAUGCUAGCAUUUCCUGUAUGAUAUUGUUACUCAUCGAAUGAGGCAAUCAACAGCAAUAUGCUCGCUCCUUGAGCGAAAAUGAUGACCUGAUUUACAAAGGAAUGGUAUAUUUUUAGUUUAAAGCCCUCUUUUUCUGUUUGCCACCGUCAA
Theobroma cacao (cacao) is the source of this 1393-nucleotide messenger RNA. NCBI's taxonomy places the organism in Eukaryota, Viridiplantae, Streptophyta, Magnoliopsida, Malvales, Malvaceae. The record is from RefSeq and is a predicted model, not a curated record.